AUGCAACUAUUAUCGAUCGAGUACCAACUCGCACCAGACAACCCUUAUCCGGCGGCAUUGGAUAAUUGCCGGGAUGCCUUGCAGUGGGCGCAUUCGCCUGCGGGCCGAAUUGAGCUUCGAUCUCCAUUGUCUGGCCGUGACGGUCGCCGCGGCUUUGACAAUUGUCGCACGCGAUUGUAG
Messenger RNA from Penicillium vulpinum, 180 nucleotides. RefSeq names its product esterase/lipase. NCBI's taxonomy places the organism in Eukaryota, Fungi, Ascomycota, Eurotiomycetes, Eurotiales, Aspergillaceae. Gene Ontology annotation, molecular function: hydrolase activity. Bases 1 to 180 code for a protein of 59 amino acids. The transcript has a single exon. The record is from RefSeq and is a predicted model, not a curated record.